Molecule: messenger RNA, 2814 nt
Organism: Drosophila grimshawi
Lineage: Eukaryota; Metazoa; Arthropoda; Insecta; Diptera; Drosophilidae
Exons: 11
Coding region: 283-2487 (734 amino acids)
Biological process (GO): Ras protein signal transduction; positive regulation of GTPase activity
Cellular component (GO): plasma membrane
Molecular function (GO): guanyl-nucleotide exchange factor activity
Source: RefSeq, a predicted model, not a curated record
CAUCAGCAGCACCGUCACAAAUUAUGUCACACAAAUAUGUCGAACUGCAAGCUUAAAUCCCAGCUGCAACUCAUCAUCCUCGCUGCGAAUGACAUUUGACUGCACACGCACCUGACGCAUUUUAGGGACGUGCAGGCGACUUUGUUGCUGCAUUCCUGAGCCGGGCAUCGAGCAUCGACAGCUCGCCAACUGUUUGGGGCGUGCCUGUGCAUUAAGAACAACCAGCACUCAACACACAACCACAUGAGCGUGCUACGGGCAACGGCAGCCCAAACGUGACACAUGGCGAUGUACUUUUAUGCCAGUAAGAUAUCAGCCAUCGUCUGUGGCACGCGCUGCAAGCAAACCGUGCUGCAAAAGUCGCGCGGUCAACGGGAUCGUGAUAAAUGUCGCCAACGGAGCAGAAGACGAGCUGUAUGUCAUGACAAUAGCACGGAGAACAGCUCGGCAUCGAGCGCUGAUGAUGAUGAUGAUGAUAAUGACGAUGUUGACGACGAUAAUAAUGCCGCCUGCUGUGGCACACCUCAACCGGAUGUGGGCAUUUUUCUGCUCAAUUCGACACCGGAAGCGGGCCAGCUUUACAACUAUGGCUUGAACCUGGGAUGGUUUAACGAGGGACGCUUGCGAUUGCGACGUCGUCACAGUGCCGAACAAUUGAGUGCACAUGAUUUGGAAUUAGGAUUUCAGCAGGAUUUAAAGCCACUCACUGCCAGGGAUGAUAUUGUUCAAUAUGAUGUGCCCACAAAUUCGCACAAGCGCAGCCAAUGUGAUAUCAACUUUGAGAGCUCGGUUUUGGGUUCCGGUGGCAUUAUGUACAUAAAUGGUAAAAUAGUUUCUGGCCCGCUGGACGCAUUCCCCGAGGUGCUCAAUCCCAUAAAUGUCAUUGAUUUAGAUAAGGAAUUUCUGUUCUCAUUCUUAUUAUCAUCACGUUUGUUUCUGCGACCACAUGAACUGCUCGGCAAACUGUUGGCAUCGGUGUCCCAUGGCAAAUGCUUGGAGACAUUUGUUGCCCUGCUUGCCGAGUGGACGCAACAAUUCCCAUAUGAUUAUCGUGAUGAACGCAUGAUGAAUCAUGUAAAACAUAUCGUUGCCAGAUGUUCCGAUUCACAUUUGGAAGCCGUUGUCUCCCAAAUACUAAGUGCCUUACUUAAACGUUUGACUGAUUUAGAGAAACACGAGGCCGAUCUGCGUGCCUGCCAGACAACCAGCGAAAAGCUCGUUGUACCAAUCAACUGCCCAACAGCCACCCAAUAUGCACAAAUCUUGUGUAGGUUGGAGAAGAAGCUGGCCAAGCACAUCGGUCCGGAGGAGUUUCUGCAGUGCAGCAGCAUGGUGCUGUUGGAUAAGCAGAAGAAAUGGGACCAACCAAUCUCAUCGGCGGGACCACCGGGUGCCCAGGAUCCAAAGAAGACUUGUAAUCUGGAAACGUAUCUGGAUUGGUCGGCACGUCUGCGUCUGUUUGUCUGCAAUGAGAUACUACAGUGCACCGGAAUUGAGGAGCGCAGUCGGACUGUGGAGCUUUGGAGCGGCGUUGCCCAAUAUUGCCUACUUGUGGGCAACUAUAAUAGUGCAACGGCCAUUUUGGAAUCCCUGGAGUCACCAGCCAUAGCCCGGCUGAAAAUUACGUGGAGCAAAUUACAAGUGACAUGUCAACAAUUGGAUUGCAUGCAACGGCAUGCCGAAGGACAUGGCCAUUUAUGGCAGAAACAGGCAAUCGUUCUAAAUGAGCAGCUCCAGCAGCAGCAGCAAAGUCUUAAGACUGAUAGUCAGGCCAAAGCCGCUUUAUCGAUAACGCAAAACUCAUCAGCAACAUCAUCAACAGCAGUUGAAGUAGCAGCAGCAGCAGCAGCAGCAGCAGCAGCAGCAGCCACAACAACAACAAUAGCAACAACAACGUUAACCUCAUCAUCAUCCCUGGACGACUUGAAUGCGAAGUCCUCGACAAAUGCCAAAGGGCAGCCGGUUGGCAUAAUAGGCACUUCCGGAUUGAAUGCACUGGAACAGUCAUCGCUAGAGGUGCCAGUGGCAAACAGCAGUGGCAAUGUAGAAGCAGCUACACCUGCAAACAUAGCAACAGCAGCAGCAGCAGCAGCAGCAGCCACAACAUCAACAACAACAACAACAACAACAACAACAGCAGCAGCAGCAGCAACAACAGUUUGUGGCAAACCCAAUGAUUGGGUUGUUAUACCAGUGUUUGCGGAUAUUGUUAAAUUGGCACUUGCCGAACGAGAAAACUGUUUGCAGUGUUUACCAAAUGGCCACAUCAAUGUGAUUGCCUUCGAUCGAAUGGCGGCCAUUGUCGGUGCUUUUACCAAGCACAUGCAGGCAAUGAAAUCAACGCAGGCGCCAUCUAGUGGCGAGUACGAGCACUUCUGCAACCAUAUGCAGCGAACAACAAAACUUGGCGAAGCCGAACUCAUGAUGGCUUCAUUUGACUGCGAAGGUCCCAACAAUGCCGAAAAACUGAUGUAUGACUUAAAUUAAUUUUCGAAAUAAGUGUAAGCGCAAUAACAUCGCAUGGAGGCCAUGGAGGCGUACCUCAUAGGGCACAGCUGCUGACUGCUUCGACAAGGUAAUCCCAGCGCGAUCCUUAUUGAUUAGACGUCUCAAGUCGACUCACUUCCUCCCCGUGGAGGCCUCCGGUAACGUUUAGCAAGCAUCCGUCUCUAAAACGGCCAAAGUGAGCGGCGAUCAUCUCCUCAGAUGUUGAUGUUGCAGUCCUGGGAUAAAUAUCAUUCAUCCACUUUAAUGUUUAGCACAUUUGAGAUUUUUAAAACUGGAAUAAAAUUUGGAAUACAUAAUUGACAUAAA